AUGCAAUGCGAAGCCUCGUUUGUUGCCAGUCACGUGGUUUUCAACAAGACAACACAGGCCUCGAAGCGGGGCUUCAUUGACACGCCCCCUUAUUACUCGGCACUCAACAGAGCGAUACAAAGAGACAGCACCUCCUGGAGAGGCUGUUGGAUGCUGUUAAACAGGGUGAUCUGCUUGUGUGCCCAGUUUGAGGCGGUGCUACAGCACGGCCUGAGGAAGAGCAGAGGCCUGGCCCUCACUGCUGCUGCCCUUAAGCAGGCUGCAGGCUUCAGCAGCAAGACCGAAGCAGAGUUGACUUUUUGGUUCUAUGUGAAGGAGCACCUGAACCGCCACGAGCUCCACCGCUUCUACUCCCUGCGCAACAUCUCCUCGGAGCUGGGCCGGGGUCGCGCCUGGCUGCGCUGCGCCCUCAACGAGCACUCGCUGGAGCGUUACCUGCACACACUGCUGGCAGACCGGCCCCGUCUGGGAAGUUACUAUGAAGACUGGGCUUUUAUUCUAGAUGAGGAGCGAGCAAGUAUGCUUCCCACCAUGGCUGCAGGUCUGAAUUCAAUCUUGUUCGCCAUCAACAUUGACAACAGCGAUCUGAACGGCGGGGUGACACGAGGAGGCCCCUCGGUGUCCCACCUGCUCAAGGAGUCCACGCAGGGCAUCGGCAGCCUGUGGAAGGAGUCCACUCAGGGAGUUAGCAGCCUGCUCCGGGAGAUCAGCACUGCCACGACUGUGGUGCCCGGGUUCACCCCCCGAGCAGACGGAGCCUCUGACCCGCUGCCUGUCCUGCCACGCAGCACCUCCGCUGACUCAGGGCUGAGGAAAGAGCGUCGGAGGAAAAAGAAGAUCACCAACAUCAUCUCCUUUGAUGACGAUCUGGAUGGAGGGGCUGAGGAUGAGGAAGAGGGAGAAGAAGACUCCCAGAAGGGGAGGGUGAUGCGGAAAAGCUGGACUGCUCCAGCCCAGAGCAGCGUGGAGGAAGGGGUCGACCCGUUGGAGCCGACUUUCCCUGAGUUGCCCGACCAGAACGGCUUGGCCGAGCCUGGCAUCGUCAACUGGGUGGGGUCCCCGCACCCCUGCCGCACAACUCCCACAUCUACCCCUCCUUUGCCUGACAGUAAGAGUAUAGACAAUGAGGAAGAGGAGGAAGAGGAGGAGAUGUACAAACCCAGAUCACAAACCAGGGAGGAGCAGGAGGAGGAGGAAGAAAAGGUCCCUGCUGAUCAGUUAGUGGUGGGCAGUCUGUCCAGCGUGUGCACAUGGAGUCCUGUGCAGCCCAUGGCCGAGCAGAGCACCUCCGACAUCCUGAUCCCCCUGAACCCAGCUGACCCCCAGCCAGGUACUCGCACGUCCAUACACAGACACCGCAGCAUGAGCUCUGUGGAGGACGCGUCUGGGUUUCCCGUUCAGUGUGACUCGACAGGAUCGGUUGAAAACUGUCAGAGCGGCAGAUCCCAGCUGAUGUUUGGCGUGGAGUCAAGUCCACCAGAAAAGUCUGCUCCACUCUCCAGUGUGCUCCCAACAUCUGGUCUGCCAGAGUCCAUGACAGUUGUGGAGCUGCGGCAGGCCAUUGUAGCCAUGAUGAACAGGAAAGACGAGCUGGAGGAACAGAACACGUCUCUCCGGAGUCUUUUGGAUGGAGAGAUGGAGCACUCAGCCGGCCUAAGGCAGGAGACUGAUUUGCUGAAGAAAAAGCUAGCUGAGCUGGAGGAGAGAAAUGGAGCCAAAGUCCAAGCGUUGGCCAGGUAA
This is a messenger RNA of Menidia menidia (Atlantic silverside), 1740 nucleotides long. The record is from the annotation of a GenBank genome assembly. Lineage: Eukaryota; Metazoa; Chordata; Actinopteri; Atheriniformes; Atherinopsidae.